AUGAUGCUACGAAUGGCGAGACUCACUGACGAUGCCGACUACGAUGUCGGCGAAACGUCUGUGGAUGCACCACUUUCAGAGUCCGGCUUUGGAAAUGAUUUUGCAUACAAUGGACUCAGGACAAGGUGCGUUCCUCUAAGUCUUCCUACCAAUAUCAUCAAGUUGCGAAAACAAGUUCAAACAACCUCUCUACUCAUAUCACUGUGA
Molecule: messenger RNA, 207 nt
Organism: Protopolystoma xenopodis
Lineage: Eukaryota; Metazoa; Platyhelminthes; Monogenea; Polystomatidea; Polystomatidae
Source: the annotation of a GenBank genome assembly